GGGUUGGAGAGAGGAGCCAAAAAUCAGUUUUCCACUUUCAGCAAUUUCAUCACAACUAUCAACCAAAAGAAAGAAGGCAUCGGAAACAGAAAUUCGCCUACGCAACUAGUUAUACCCAACAUCAAAAAUGUGAGAGACCUACCACCUAUUUGCCUCGAUGUACGACAAAAGCAGCGCAUCUCUAUAGAUACACUACCCCAAGAACUGAAAGCACCAAUUCCUCCUGAACCUUCCCUUCCUAUCCGAACCAAAACUGUGAAAGAUUUUCAGGAUGAUGUGGAAAAAGCUAAGUCAUCAGGAGAUUGGAAAGCUGUGCAUGAUUUUUAUUCUACAACAUUUGAUUCUUUCCUGGAGAUAAAUGCUGCAUUUAAGAAAGAUACCAAUUCUCCUUUUAAUACCACUGAAGACUCUGGAAUCAAUGCAAAAUUUGUGAAUGUUGUCUAUGAUGCCUUAUUAAAUACUCCUCAAGAUGUUCAGAAGUCAGUCCUAAAAGGAAUAAUUAAUGGUUUGCUACAAGAAUGGAAAGGGCCACGAACAAAAGAUGAUCUUAGAGCAUACUGUAUACUUUUACAGAAUCCUCAAUUUAGUAACACUUCUACUUAUGUCAUCUAUGCUCACUUGCUAAGACAGAUAGCAGCCUUAACAGAAGCUGACCAUCAUUUCCUAGUGCACUGGUCUAAAAAGAUUUCACAGAGGAGGUUCAAGCCGCUGGUGGACAGGUUACUGCAAUUUAUUUCUUUACGCCUGUUUCCUGCAAAACCUGAAGAGUUUCCACCUAUGGUGAAAUGUACCUGGUGGAUUCCAUCAGCAACCAAAGUCCUGGCUUUAUUUAAUGCUGCCAAUAGUCUGAUCAGCCCUCCUAUUAUCUCAUAUACAGACUUUUAUAAUUCUACACUUGAUCAUAUUGAUCUUAUGGAAGAAUAUCAUAACUGGCAAUGUUAUGGAAAUUCUCACAGGUUUUCUUUCUGUCAAUACCCAUUUAUUAUUUCUAUAGCAGCAAAAAAAGUUAUUAUUCAAAGAGACUCAGAACAGCAGAUGAUAAGUAUUGCACGGCAAAGCCUUGUGGAUAAAGUCUCUCGCAGACAGAAACCUGACAUGAAUAUGUUGUUUCUAAAUGUGAAAGUGAGGAGGACACACCUUGUCAGUGAUUCACUUGAUGAGUUAGCAAGGAAGAGGGCAGAUCUGAAAAAGAAGUUGAAAGUCACAUUUGUGGGGGAAGCUGGUCUUGAUAUGGGUGGCCUGACAAAAGAAUGGUUUCUUCUUCUGAUUCGCCAGAUUUUUCACCCAGAUUAUGGGAUGUUCACCUACCACAAGGACUCAAAUGAUUGUAUAGAAUAUUGUGAUGAAGAUUCUCAAGUGUUCUGUCAAUGUGCAUCAUUUGACCAUUUUAACUACUACUUAAUUCUUAUGGGACUUGCUGUAUAUAAUAGCAUCACCUUGGAUAUUCGUUUCCCACCUUGCUGUUACAAGAAAUUAUUGAGUCCUCCCAUUGUUCCCUGUGAUCAUAACACACUUGUAGGCAUCUCUGACGUCACAUUAGAUGACCUGAUUCAGAUUAUGCCUGAACUGGCCCAUGGACUAAGUGAACUUCUAUCCUAUGAGGGCAAUGUCGAAGAGGAUUUUUACUCAACUUUUCAGGUUUUUCAGGAAGAAUUUGGUGUUAUAAAAUCUUACAACUUAAAGCCAAAUGGAGAUAAAAUUCCAGUCACAAAUCAGAAUAGGAAAGAAUAUGUGCAGCUCUAUGUUGAUUUUCUUCUCAACAAAUCAAUCUACAAACAAUUUGCAGCUUUCUACUAUGGAUUUCAUAGUGUCUGUGCUUCGUAUGCAUUACUGCUGCUUCGUCCAGAAGAGGUUGAAAUUCUUGUCUGUGGCAGUCCUGAACUGGAUAUGUCUGCUUUACAGCGAAGUACCCAAUAUGAGGGCUACCAAAAAACUGAUCUUACUAUACGAUACUUUUGGGAAGUAGUACUUGGAUUUACUCUUGACCUUCAAAAGAAGCUGCUACAUUUUGCUACAGGAAGUGAUAGAGUUCCUGUGGGAGGAAUGGCUGAUUUGAAUUUCAAGAUUUCAAAGAGUGAAACAUCCACUAACUGGUUACCUGUGGCCCAUACCUGCUUCAACCAGCUUUGUCUCCCUCCUUAUAAGAACAAGAAGGAACUGAAGCAAAAGUUGAUCAUUGGAAUUUCAAAUGCAGAAGGUUUUGGUUUAGAAUAAAAUCACAAACUUCAAGAACAGCAUAUUUAUGUAGCAUUCACUCUCUUCUAAUUGUGCCUUUAAGCUUUUUGUUCUUAUGUCUCUUGAUACUGUGUGAGUCUUACUCAACUUAGGUAUUUUUUUUAAUUAAAUAUGAAGUGUAUGUUUUUUCCUGAAUGGCAAUACAUUUACCGCUUGCUUUGUCACAGAAAGUA
Molecule: messenger RNA, 2408 nt
Organism: Eurypyga helias (sunbittern)
Lineage: Eukaryota; Metazoa; Chordata; Aves; Eurypygiformes; Eurypygidae
Gene: HECTD2
Product: HECT domain containing E3 ubiquitin protein ligase 2
Exons: 21
Biological process (GO): protein polyubiquitination
Molecular function (GO): ubiquitin protein ligase activity
Source: RefSeq, a predicted model, not a curated record